UAUUAGCGAUGCGUCGAGUCACAAACAAGCGCAGUAAAACCAUUGCGAAAGAACGUAGAAAUUGAAGGUUCCGUCUAACAUAUAACGAAUAUAUCUUUUCUAUGAUUAUACAAAACUUUCUUAUUUUUUUUUUAAUAUUGAAUAUUUAUAAUUUAUUUUAUUAUUAAAAAAUAUUUAAUAAUUAUAUUUUUUUUUUAAAUUAUCUCGUGUUGAAAAUUGAUAAUGUAAUAAUGUAAUGUAUUAUACACUACGUUACAGUGCGGCGAUUGUUGUCGAGUCGGAUUGCUUCAAUUAUCAUGCCGAAUAUUAGACUGACUGACCUUGGAAGUUGUAUUUCACACCUAUGGUCAUUGUGUUAGGGUUCGUUAUUAAUUUAAUAGAACAUUCAUUGGCACGUCUGCUCUGCGUAAACAAAUAUUUAUAUUAGAAUUUACUGCCAAUUUAACAAAUGAACACAUACGGUUCAUGGUGUUUCUUCAUUGCCACAACGCGUUUUGAUCGAAUAGCAUGUCAGCUACGACACAGUUUCGCUAUGUGGUUAUUCGGCGAGUGUCACAACGCGUUGGGAACUGUUUUUUUGCGCAAUGAGCGAUUUCGAUCUUUGAGCGUAACAUAUAUAGGUAUCUUUUAUAAAUACAAAUUCGUUUGUUUAAAAAAUGAGUAAGAAUCUAAAUCGUGCGCAGUCGAUCGACAUAUCCGAAGACAACGCGUCGGUGGAAAGCGACCAGAAGGUGAAGAGGCCGGCGGCGAGGGAGAGAAGGGGCAGCGAGGGCGGGGCGAGUGCGGUGGGCGGGGCGAGUGGGCCGGGCGGGGAGGGGGCGUGGCGCGCGACGGGCGAGUGGGUGGCGGCGUGGCGCGGCAAGUUGCCGCUGCAGACCAUCAUGCGGCUGCUGCAAGUGCUCGUGCCGCAGGUCGAGAAGAUCUGCAUCGACAAGGGCCUAACGGACGAGUCUGAGAUCCUGCGGUUCCUGCAGCACGGCACGCUGGUGGGGCUGCUGCCGGUCCCCCAUCCCAUCCUGAUCCGCAAGUACCAGGCCAACCAGGGCACGGCCGCCUGGUUCCGCACCUACAUGUGGGGCGUCAUAUAUAUACGUAACGUGGACCCGCCCAUCUGGUACGACACGGACGUGAAACUAUUCGAGAUACAGCGAGUCUGAUAGAGCACGCUCAUAGACCAUCAUUUAAGUCAAUGGUUCUAACCUAACCUAUCCUCUGUGUGAUAAUACGGCAUUCUACUCUGAUUGAAAAAGUACUUGUAAGUGUUUAUUUUUAUUUAUAUAAGCCACAACAUAAAUAUUUCGGAAAAAUAAACAUAUUUUCCUUUUUUGGUUAAAACUGCUAUUCAGUGGUGGUAACAAUGAAUCUGAUAAUUAAGAUUAAAUUUGAGUAAAGAAUAAUAAAGCCAUCUCAGUGUGGAGCAUGAUUUUAAGACGUGCUUUAAGUGACACAAAACCUAACAUUAAAAACCGGUCAAUGCGAAGCGAUAGUAACCAUC
Messenger RNA from Diatraea saccharalis (sugarcane borer), 1495 nucleotides. The record is from the annotation of a GenBank genome assembly. Lineage: Eukaryota; Metazoa; Arthropoda; Insecta; Lepidoptera; Crambidae.